UAUAAAGGCACCCUCUCCCUUUCUGUCUCCCUCACAACUCACUCCGGCCUCCUCCUCCAGCUUUAAUUCGCAGAGCGACCCCCAGUCCAGCGCGCGCGGGUAGUCCACACACACACACCUUCGUUCCCAGUUCCCACCAAUACACAGCGAUUGAGCCGCGCGCCAGUGGACGCACACACGCGGUAGCUUUAGCUUCGUUCUCAAGCUUAGCCCGGCCGAUUCUACGCGCGCGGAGUGUUCGUCUCGUUCGUUCCGGCAGCAGGCGGCGAAGUACGACGACGACGACGAGCUAGAGAGCGAGGAUGUCGAGCCGAAGGUCGUCGUCGUCGCGUGGCAACAUCUCCGAGGACGAGAUCAACGAGCUCAUCUCCAAGCUCCAGGCCCUGCUCCCCAGCUCCCGCCGCCGCGGCUCCGGCCAGGCGUCGACGACGAAGCUGCUGAAGGAGACCUGCAGCUACAUCAAGAGCCUCCACCGGGAGGUCGACGACCUGAGCGACCGGCUGUCGGACCUGAUGUCCACUAUGGACCACAACAGCCCCGGCGCGGAAAUCAUCCGCAGCAUCCUCCGCUCCUGAUCACGUACCUCCUACUGCGGCGCCGGCGCCGGGCCGGGGGCUGCGCGUGAGAGCUAGCGAGGUCAACGCCGGCCUCGUCGCCGACGACGACGACCGCAACCGUUCUCCGCCUGAUCCGGCUGGCCACGUGCGGGAGCUGAGCUCAAUUAGCUAGGGUAUAUAUAUAUCUUUCUCUCUACAAGUAUGUGUAUCUUUCUCUGCCUUUUACCUGUCUCCCUAGAUCUGAGAUCAUGUGGCUAGCUCCAUAUCAAAAUGUACUAGCUACACGCACACGUAUGAUGGUCUCUGCUAAGCUUCACACUGGGUAGGGUACUACUAGCGCACUAGGGCCUAAGCAAGCUUAUCCCCCGGCCUCCUCACUUUAGCUCCUCGCACUCUCUCGAUUCUCGUCGAUCUUCUCGUCGUCGUGUCCUCCGGUCGAUCCAUAUGCAUGAUGGCUAGCUCCAUGUGAUCUCUCUGUGUAUGUCCUCCUCCUAGCUCGCACGUACCGCCUCACCAGCUUCUUAUUUUGAUGUUCCCCUCACUUGUACUGUUUCCUUGUAAAUUUAGUCGGUGGCUUGGAUCGAGUUGGCUAGCUCUCUCUCUACAGGCAAGAGACAACCGACCGACCACUACUACCCUAGAGCAAAUUGAUUAUCCAUGCAUCAUGAUGAUGUACUGUUCAAGCUUUUUAUUAACGACUUUAAUUACUUGCUACGUACAGUACGUUGUACGUCCUUACGAGAA
Molecule: messenger RNA, 1301 nt
Organism: Sorghum bicolor (sorghum)
Lineage: Eukaryota; Viridiplantae; Streptophyta; Magnoliopsida; Poales; Poaceae
Product: transcription factor ILI5
Exons: 2
Coding region: 303-575 (90 amino acids)
Biological process (GO): regulation of growth; regulation of DNA-templated transcription
Molecular function (GO): protein dimerization activity
Source: RefSeq, a predicted model, not a curated record